AACAGAGUGAAAAGCUUGACUGUUCCUCCGGGAAGCGCAUUACCUACAUUAGUGUGGAGCUCGAAGCUCCUUUGAAAAUGGCGUCCGCAACCCUCUCCUUGUGCUCUUCUCUCGCACUCAAUUGCAGAAUCUCUUCACAAAAAUCUCAGAACCCAUUACUCUUCAAUCCCAAUCUCACCUUUCUCUCUCUUUCUUCCUACAAGCUUCCUCUGUCUUCCGCCAUUGCCUCUCAGCGCCCCACAUUCCCAUUCCUCUCCAAAUCCUCCGAGUCAGACACGGCCAUUGUCGAAGCCGCCGAGACCAAUGUCACACCGGUGCCUGAAGCCGCGCCGGAGCCUGCAGCCUCUCAAACUGUCGAAGCCACCUCGGAACCGGCGCCGAAGCGUGAGGAAGUGUUCGCCGUUGUUAUGAUCGGAUCGCGGCAAUACAUUGUAUUUCCAGGGCGGUAUUUAUCCACUCAGAGGCUUAAAGGUGCUAAUGUUAAUGAUAAGAUUGUUCUGAACAAAGUUUUGCUUGUGGGAACUAAAACAAGUACUUACAUUGGAAAGCCAGUGGUGACAAAUGCUGCUGUACAUGCCGUAGUUGAAGAUCAAGGAUUAGAUAGCAAAGUGGUUGUCUUCAAGUAUAAGAAGAAGAAAAACUACAGGAGAAAUAUUGGUCACAGACAGCCCAAUACCCGGAUAAGGAUUACAGGCAUCACAGGAUAUCAAGACUAUCCAGCUGUUACACUUGACUCGUAGAGAGUAAUGUUUUGUGUAUGCUGAAAAAUUUUCUGAAUAUGUUUUGUGAAGGCAAUUUUCAUUUCUCAUUCUGUAUGUAAGAGCAGUAUUUUGAUUGAUAAGUGUGGAAAUUAAUUUAGCAAAUAUCAUAAUUGUUAUUUUGUUAUAAAUCAUAUUCACUGUGUGAUGGCAAACUAGUUCUAUUUAUUCAUUUUGUAAUUUCAA
Ziziphus jujuba (common jujube) is the source of this 944-nucleotide messenger RNA. RefSeq names its product large ribosomal subunit protein bL21c. Lineage: Eukaryota; Viridiplantae; Streptophyta; Magnoliopsida; Rosales; Rhamnaceae. Gene Ontology annotation, cellular component: ribosome. The transcript is spliced from 5 exons. Gene Ontology annotation, molecular function: RNA binding; structural constituent of ribosome. The coding region runs from base 78 to 740 and encodes 220 amino acids. Gene Ontology annotation, biological process: translation. The record is from RefSeq and is a predicted model, not a curated record.